Varanus komodoensis (Komodo dragon) is the source of this 1307-nucleotide messenger RNA. It is a transcript of the gene OSGEP, whose product is annotated as O-sialoglycoprotein endopeptidase. The record is from RefSeq and is a predicted model, not a curated record. Lineage: Eukaryota; Metazoa; Chordata; Lepidosauria; Squamata; Varanidae. The transcript has 12 exons. Gene Ontology annotation, cellular component: cytoplasm; EKC/KEOPS complex. Bases 184 to 1191 code for a protein of 335 amino acids. Gene Ontology annotation, biological process: tRNA threonylcarbamoyladenosine modification.
CAAGAUUCCCUCCCCUGCUCCAAGUGGCCGUUUCUCCCCUUUCCAAUGAUUAUUGUUAUUAAUAUUAUGAUAAUGAAGAGCAUCGCGGGCUGAUGGGCGCAAGAUACCUGGAGUAGCAAAUUUGGGAGGGGCGGAACCCGCAGCACAGCCGGGACACGCAGUGGGAGACCUGCAGAGGAGGCGAUGCCUGUUGUGAUCGGCUUUGAGGGCAGUGCCAACAAAAUUGGAGUGGGGAUUGUGCGGGAUGGAGAGGUGUUGAGCAACCCCCGGCGGACAUAUGUCACCCCUCCAGGGCAGGGUUUCCUACCGGGGGACACAGCACGUCACCACCGCUCUUGUAUCCUUGCUGUCCUGCAGGAGGCGCUACGUGAGGCUGGACUGAAACCACAGGACAUUGAUGCUGUGGCAUUCACUAAAGGUCCAGGCAUGGGUGCCCCACUGGUGACGGUGGCGGUCGUGGCCCGAACGGUGGCCCAGUUGUGGGGGAAACCUCUCCUGGGGGUGAAUCACUGUGUGGGGCACAUUGAGAUGGGGCGGCUAGUGACCGGUGCCCAGAACCCGACAGUGCUGUACGUCAGCGGCGGAAACACUCAGGUCAUUGCAUACUCUGAACGCCGAUACCGAAUAUUUGGGGAAACCAUUGACAUUGCUGUGGGGAACUGCCUGGAUCGCUUUGCCCGAGUGCUGAAGAUCUCAAACGAUCCCAGCCCAGGUUACAACAUCGAACAGAUGGCCAAGAAGGGUCAAAAGCUGGUUGAGCUUCCGUAUACAGUGAAAGGCAUGGACGUGUCCUUUUCUGGGAUCUUAUCCCAUAUAGAGGAAGUGGCACACCGAAUGCUGGCUGCCAAGGAGUGCACCCCGGAAGACCUCUGCUUCUCCCUCCAGGAGACCGUGUUCGCGAUGCUGGUGGAGAUCACCGAGCGGGCCAUGGCGCACACCGGCUCCCAUGAGGCACUGAUCGUGGGUGGCGUUGGCUGUAAUGAACGUCUGCAGAAAAUGAUGGAGAUCAUGUGCAAAGAGAGAGGAGCAAAGCUUUUUGCCACAGAUGAGAGGUUCUGUAUCGACAAUGGGGCCAUGAUCGCGCAAGCUGGCUGGGAAAUGUUCCGAUCAGGGCAAGUCACUGCGCUUGAGGACUCGUGGAUCACGCAGAGGUAUCGUACAGAUGAAGUGGAGGUGACGUGGCGUGACUAAUCCCUUUCCUUGGAGGCAGCCAGUGGCGAUGCGGAAGCACUUCCAAGGUUUCUGGAAUGCCAGUGGGUGUUUGAUGGCAAAUUUAUUGAGCUGGAAUAAAAGGCACUGCUUUUUUA